AUGGAGCCGGAGGAGGAAAUAAGUGUUGUAGGAGUAUCUGAAACAUAUUCUGAAGUACACAUGAACUCUCAUCCAGAUCCAAUUGUUAAGACUGCUUCGCUCAACAGCGUCCCCUCUCCGCUUGUGUCGUAUAAGUUACGUCUUCCAGCAAGUGUUUCUCACGGAAAACUAUCCUCAAUACAGUUGGAUGCAAUAGAACACGCCUGCCAGCAGCACGAGUAUAUGCUUAGUAGCGGUGGAAGAACUGGUUUUCUGAUAGGUGAUGGGGCAGGCGUUGGAAAGGGAAGAACAAUAGCUGGCUUGAUUUAUGAAAAUUGGCGGUGUGGGAGACGCAAGGCUCUCUGGCUAUCUGUUUCCCCAGACUUAAUAGAAGACUCCAAGAGAGAUUUGGCCGACAUUGGCGCUCGGGAAAUUAAAAUUUCUAAUUUAACGUCAAUCAAAUGUGGCGAGAAAGUAAAAUACCCGGAAGGUGUCAUGUUUUUGACAUAUUCGAGUCUGAUUGGGCAAGGAAGGGUUCCCGGGAAAGGGCUUGCAACAAGGAUAGACCAGAUUAUAGCUUGGGUAGGAAAAUAUUUCGAAGGACUGAUUUUAUUUGACGAGUGUCAUCAAGCGAAAAACCUUUGCCCGGGAAAACAUUCAAGAUGUAGCAAAACCGGAAGUGCCGUUGAAGCUUUGCAAAACGUAUUAUUAAAAGCCCGGGUUGUAUAUGCCUCUGCAACUGGAGCAUCUGAGCCAAGGAAUAUGGCAUAUAUGACUCGGUUAGGAAUUUGGGGUAAAGGAACCCCCUGGCAAUUCUCCGACUUUACCACCGCUGUAGAAAAUAGGGGCAUAGUCGCAAUGGAAAUGGUUGCCAUGGAUAUGAAGCUUCGAGGUGCCUAUAUUGCACGCCAGUUGAGUUUCAACGGAGUAGAUUUUAGAAUUGAAAAGAUACCCAAGAAUUUUCCGAAAUGUACAAUGGAUUCAUUGUUGCAGUGGGUCUUCUGUAAGGAGAAAUUUGAAGAGGCAAUAAAAUUGAUGGGUGUUAAUGGGGACAAGGUAUGAGCCCAAUUCUGGGGAUCCCAUCAGAGAUUCUUCAAGUACUUAUGCAUUGCAGCCAGGGCGGAUCGAUUGAUUGAAAUUUCAAAGCAAGCGGUUCAAGAUGGGAAAUGCGUCGUAAUAGGAAUACAGUCGACUGGGGAGGCCAUAACUGAGGAAGAGGUUGAGAAGAAAGGACAAGUGCUAGAUUUCGUUUCUAUUACAAAAUGUACUCUACUGAGCCUUAUAAGGAAUCAUUGCCCUUCUCCCACCCAGAAAGAAAUACGAUUGUUGCGAAAUGAUAAGGCUCGUAGCGGAACUAGACCUGCGCCACCAAAGAGGGCACGACUAGAUGACGCUUUACUCAAAACUGGUGUGAGCUACGAAUCCUUAUGUAAAGCCACCAAUAUCCGAUGUCGCCUAUUGAAACGUAUUGAGGAUAGUAUGAAUGAUCUCCCCAAAAAUACUCUCGAUUAUCUAAUAUAUAAAUUCGGGGCUCCAUCGAAAGUGGCAGAGGGCGAAAAAAAACGAUUGAUUAAGACGGGCGGCAAGGUUAUAAAUCAAAAACGAGACGACGGAGUCAGGGGGAAUUUAGAAGCUACUAGCAUUCGUGAUCUCGGCGAGUUUACAGAGAGGCGUUUAUUUAUGGAAGGGAAAAAGUUCAUAAUAUCCGAAGCAGCUUCCUGUGGGAUUUCGUUGCACAGUGAUCGCAGAGUAGUCAACAAGAGACGAAGGGUUCACAUAACACUGGAGCUACCCUGGAGCGCAGAAUCGGCAAUCCAGCAGUUUGGUCGGACUCAUAGAAGUAAUCAAAUUAAUGCCCCAGAGUAUGUUCUUCUAGCAUCUGAGUUGGCUGGAGAACAUCGGUUCACAUCUCUAGUAGCGAAGAGACUAGAAAGUCUGGGUGCUCUCACACAUGGUGAUCGUCGUGCAAAUGAUCGAGACCUUAGCCAUUUUCAUAUUGACAACACUUACGGACAGGCGGCGUUAAAAAAUGUUAUGGGCUACAUAACCGGGGAGCAUGUGGAUUGUGAACCCGUUUUUGAAAUCCCCAAUUUCCGGAAUGAUGUCACACGUAGCUUGACCGGAGCUGGGCUAAUAAGCCCCAACGGCACCAUGAACAUUGCGUCAUUGACUAUAAGCAAGUUCCUCAACAGGAUUAUGGGCACCAACUUAGCAAUCCAGAAAUCUCUAUUUCGCUACUUUACCGAUAGUUUGGAAACACUAGUUUCCAGAGCAAAGUCGGAGGGGACAUUUGACAGAGGAAUAUUGGACCUGGGUGUAUCCAGCGCUGAACAUACUCGCCAUACUGGUACAAAAUUGUUUGAAAGGCAGCACGCAACUGGAAUUGCGAAGGAUACGGAGCGGAAACUUAUCGUGUUAGUAGCAGCAACAACUGAUUUCGUAAAAGCUGAGAGCAGCAUAAGGUUAGAGUCUGAAAUAAUUGACCAGGUAUCCGGCGAGGUUCAACCUGAAAGUAAUACCUUCAAUAACUUUCUCAAAACUCCUGAAUUUCGGCCGGAGGACUACGUUAGGUCGAAUAAUCAAGUAGUGGGUUUUAAUACGGAAACCACUGUGGACACUACAGGCGUGGAGUUUGCCUCUAUGGGAACCUCUAUCGCGUUUAAGACGCUGAAAGAACAGGAGACCCAAAUCAAAGUCGACCCGGAAGACAAGUACGUCGUGGUGUUUUUCACCAACGAAACUCGUUAUAGAGUGAGGUUCACUCAGGUGACGCAAGCCAAGAUGUACUAUGAACAAGUUAUCCAGGGCAUUCUAAAUGUGUCCGGAUCAUCAGCAACGUCUUCAUUAGGCUCAUCGGGCUCUGACAGAUCACUGAGAAGUUCAAGUGAUUCCAGCUGGGGGGAGGAAGAGUCUGACACCGAUAUGGAGGAGGUACCAGCAGACAACGAAAAGAUUAUUAAGCGACAAUUGAAGAAGUCGCUUAGUUCAGACAGUGGGGCCGCUGAUUCUGACUCUGGAGUGGAGAGGGAUUCAAACAAACGUUGA
Molecule: messenger RNA, 3024 nt
Organism: Folsomia candida
Lineage: Eukaryota; Metazoa; Arthropoda; Collembola; Entomobryomorpha; Isotomidae
Product: protein strawberry notch homolog 1-like
Biological process (GO): regulation of DNA-templated transcription
Cellular component (GO): nucleus
Molecular function (GO): chromatin DNA binding; histone binding
Source: RefSeq, a predicted model, not a curated record